AUGGCAGGCAUGGAGUACCAACGAGAAGACCAAAAAUUUAAUCAGGCAAUGGCCACAUACCUGAGUCUGCAACACCAGGCACCCAGGGGAGACUGCUGCCAUCACCGGAUAAAACCCACAAAACCCAUGGAGCCAGGCCUUGUCCUCAACCGGGCCGAUCUUCACCUCUUUUCUGGGACCGUCAGGAGAGCUGCUGAGCCUACUUCCCCAACCUUCAUCGUGCCAUCUGAGCCCCAGAAAAAAGAAGAUGAGAAUUCCAGGCAGGGUGGCAGAAGGCAUAGCGUGCCUGCCACCCUGUGCUGCCAGCCUGGGAGGAUCCACCUUGCCCACCUAUCUGACAUGCGCUGUCCUGUGGCUGAUUCCCUCAUGAGCAGCAGCCUGGACAGCAGCAAGAGUUUCUCGCCAUCGAAGAUCGGGUUGUGUGGCAGCCUGACGGCGAGUGCCCAGCCAUCCUGCUCUCUGUACCACCCUCUUGGGGCAGACCACAGUGAGGCUGCAAAUGAUGCAGAGAAACUCUGGAGCUCGCUGGGGACGGCUCUGUGUGUAACCCCCAAAGGCUCCUCCCUUGGGGACACGCUGCAGGAAGAAGUGACCACCAGACAGGAAGAGGCCAUCAGUCAUGGUCAGCUCCAGGAUGCCAGGCCAACUUCCUCCCGAAACCAGAGGCGUCACCGCUGGAAGAGGGUCAAGAAAACCAUUGCAAACAUUUUUCGACACCUGUGUUGCUGUCUGCCUCCUGCAGAGACAAACCAUGCCUCCCAUGAGAACCAGGCUCCACAGUCAGGGGAUCCUAGAGGCACCCACAGAACCAGAUACAGAAGUGUGGCUUAUCCGAGCCCCUCCAGACUUUGCCCCACAGUGCUACUGAGCCCAAUUUCAUACAAUGCUGGUGAUCAAAUCCAGGGCCCGUUCAUACUAGGGAAGAGGAAAAGGAAGAGAAAGGUCGCAGAGGCCUCAGACAUUCAGGAGGCAGUCAAUGGGCAUGGGGCCAUGGAGGUGGACACAGCCUGGAGUGGCCUAGAAAUGAGGAAGAAGAAAAAGAAGCACCAGGUGAGCAAGGUAGAGAUGCUGGAGGCUGAGACACUAGAGCCCAUGGCAGAGAUGGCAGAGCCCAUGGGACUGCCAUUCCCAUCUGCCAGCAGCAGCAAGAAGAGGACGAGCAAGUCCACGGGAGCAGAGACGUUCCAGCCAGAAGAGGAGCUGGAACCCAUGGAAUCUGUGGCAAAAAUAGAGCCUCCUGAUGAGACCAUCCUGUCCCCCACCAAGAAAAAGAGGCAGAAGGAGGCUGAAGGGAUGAAAGCAGUGGAGGCCAUUGCGGUUGCCUCUCAGCUACAAAUCACUGUGGAACGCCAGGAGGAAGCCUUCCCACUGCCCCCCACAAAGAAGAGGAGAAAAGAAAAGAGGCAGAAUUUGGUGAUGGAGCCAGAUAUAGGGCUCCCUGGAGAGACCACAGAGCCUGAACUUUCAGAACAUGGGCUUCAGGUUGAGGCAGCUCCUGUGUCUCCCAAGAAGACCAAGAAGAAGAAAAAGUGGCUGGGCAAGAUGCUGGCCUUGGGGGCAGAGGUGGCAGAAGCUGCACUUGCAGCUAACUUUGAGCCCCAGGUGGCUCCAGCACCCAGCAAGAAGAAAGAGAAAGGACAGAAGGUGAUAGAUCCCCCGUCUGAGAUGAGUGACCCAAGAGAAUUUGAGGAACCUGAGGCUGGAGCAAUUCAAAGAUCCACAAAGAAGAAGGAGGAGGAGGAGGAGGAAGAGGAAGAGGAGGAGAAGUCAGGAAAGUGGGGUGUAAGGCAUCAUUCCCCACUGAGAGAUGUAUCCCACAGGACAGGAGAAAAAGCAGAGGAGCCUUACUAACAUCCUGGGGAAAGUGAGGAACUAACAGAGCUGAGGUGGCCCAGGUAGGCUGUCAGAAACCAGCUGCAGGUGGUCUCCUCAAGCAAACACGUCAGUACAUCCAGCAGGAGCCUGGGCCUGGAAAAGGCUUUAUUGCAACACUAAAGCCUCAGUGACAGCAGAUCACCGGGGCGCUUUGAGGAAGGGUUCAUGGAGGACCAGGAUGUCAAAGAGCCUGCGAGCCUAAGGGCAGGAGAGAAGAGCUUGUCAUUAAAGGCUGUCUGAAAAAAAGAAAAGGGUCCCUAAGUGUUCCCCCACUGGGAGAACACAUUUCUGGGUUUUAAUCUGCUCUGUCUCUGAGCAACCCUAUCUGAGAAGAACAGAACCCCAUGCUUCCCAGCCCAUCAUUACGGGAUCCAUUC
Molecule: messenger RNA, 2252 nt
Organism: Microtus ochrogaster (prairie vole)
Lineage: Eukaryota; Metazoa; Chordata; Mammalia; Rodentia; Cricetidae
Product: DNA-directed RNA polymerase I subunit RPA34-like
Source: RefSeq, a predicted model, not a curated record